Molecule: messenger RNA, 489 nt
Organism: Lasiosphaeria miniovina
Lineage: Eukaryota; Fungi; Ascomycota; Sordariomycetes; Sordariales; Lasiosphaeriaceae
Exons: 2
Coding region: 1-489 (162 amino acids)
Source: RefSeq, a predicted model, not a curated record
AUGUCAGAAAAGAGUAGAUACAACCCCCUUAUCUCCUCGCCGCUCAAUCCAGAGCCCGCGACGCCUGAGUGUCCGUCGCGUUCGAAGAAACCCCGAACGUCGCGCAAACUAGCGAACCCAGCCAGCCCGACACAGCAACUGCUGCGCCAAAAGGCAGCCGUGGCAUGGCGGUCCGAGACCUCGCAGCAUGUUCUCCAGGACCAGCCCCUGCCGCCAAGCAUCCAAAGUGCUCACCACGGAAAAGAAAACGGCACAAGGGCUGCAAGCAAGUUCGAGACCGAUAGCGACAACUUCCACGUGGGCAUCGAGAUGGCCACAGAAUCGCACAGGCUGGCCACAGACGCAGCAUUUCCGGCCCGCCAGCACAGUAACGGCGCAACCACGCGACGCAUCCUCAUCGCCAUCGUGCUCCUCUGCGUCCUUGGCAUCGUCCACGGUCUGCUUGCCAUCCGCCACGCCUUUGCUGAGAGGCCUCCGCCGAUUCCAUAA